Molecule: messenger RNA, 1303 nt
Organism: Fusarium redolens
Lineage: Eukaryota; Fungi; Ascomycota; Sordariomycetes; Hypocreales; Nectriaceae
Exons: 3
Coding region: 113-1147 (344 amino acids)
Source: RefSeq, a predicted model, not a curated record
CAUCUUGCCAUUCAACACCGAAAACGGCAAUGCUCCUCCUCUGUCGUGGAAAGGAUUUAGGGAGCACCUCGACUUGCUCCACCUUGAGGACUCUUUCAUUUGUACCGAGCAGAUGCAGACGCCUCCCACUUGGUUUGAAGUUCCCUUGCAAUCAGGCCUUAAAGGUAGAGUUCAAGAUAAAUCAUUGGUCUCCCUUUCAGGGUGCCAUAGGCUUACAAGCAGAACCAUAGGCUUCGUUGUCAAACCAGAGAGAUGGGAUUCCAAUCUUGCCAACUUCAGCAUCUCCGUUGUCCACUCUCCAACAUCAAGAGCCACACAUAUCGUAGCUCACAUGCUGCAUAAGACUGACGUCAAGCAUCUGCUGCAUCGACUACAGGCUCUCAAAGCAAUUGCAUGGCACCCUCUUCUUGUGCCACUCAUCCUAAUGGAACAGAGGAUAGAAAGCACUGCUGGGAGGCUCACCCUCAUGAGAGAUUCUCUCUACUCGGUAGAGAAGAGAACAGGAACUCACAAGAACUAUCACGAUAACAAACGCCAUCAAGAACUCAAUCACCAUGCUUACGGUGAAAAGGUUUGGGAGCGGCGCCACGAACAGGAUGUUGACUUUGAAGCUGCUCCGGGAAAGCUGACUUCCAUCGCUUCGGACUGCGCCAUGAUCGAGGCUAAAUGUCAUGUCAACGAGAACUUACUUGAUUGGCUACAAGGGCUAAGUGACAGCCUUGGUGAGCUCAACACCGAUGGCGAUUCAUGGAAGAGAGCAACGUCCUCAAUUCGAAUGAAGAUCUCAGCCUUCAGAACGUGGUCUGGUAAUAAUCGAGCCAGAAGCGUCUAUCUCGCAAAGCGAGCAGAGGCGCAGAUGCAAGCGUGUCUAAAUCUCAUGGCACAACGGGACAAUGCUCUGAACCUCAAAAAGACCGAAGCAGCACUUCGAGACAGCUCUGAUAUGAGAGCAAUAGCAUGGGUUACACUCGCGUUCCUGCCUGCGACGUUUGUGGCGACUUUCUUUAGUACUUCUUUCUUUAGCUUUGAGCAACAGGGUCGACAUGUAUCGAACUGGAUUUGGCUCUAUUGUGUUGUUACUGGAAUAUUCACAGUUGGUGUUCAUGUGGGUUGGGCGCUGUGGAUAAGGAAAGAGAGAAGGAUUUGAAGGCUGAAGUAAAGUUGUUAUCUACAAAUACUUAGAUUUCGAUUACUUUGGAGGAUAAUUUUGACCAUUGGGUACUUUAUCGCUCGACAUUGAGCUAAGCGGGCUGUUCCGUCCCUGGCGCUUCGUUACCACUGACACUCCCAACAUUCUCAUUGA